AUGUCAAAUCUAUCGAAUAUCAAGCAAUCAGUUAACCGCCUGUAUGUUGCAAAUGAACACAGUGGAUAUAGUGUCCUAACUCUGCUUCUUAUCCAGCUCAAUUUUGAGGAUCUAUUGUCCGGGUUCGACUCAAUGAAAAUAUCUGCCCUAACGAAUGCUGCCAAAGUAUCGCCUUUGAUAAAGGAAUGUACCAUCGGUCCUGAUUGUGUCGAUCUGUCUAAGAACCAGUCAGUUGGAGUACCCUGUGCUGAAGAUUAUAAAAACAGUUCUGCCAAGGAAAAUGAUCUGAACGUAUCAAAUGAAAGUGCAACUAAGAGCGAUAUCUCGAAGAGCAUAAAGAAAAAGCACAACACAUCGCCAUUUUCUGGCAGUAUUCCUUCCGAGCCAACCGAUCAUGCGACAGUGGCAUCGAAGCUACACCAACAAGAUCUCGAACGGCGACGUCAAGCGAACGUGCAGAAGGUACUCGCUGAUAGACACGCCAAAAUGCGUCUCGCCGAUGAGCUUCGAGAAUCACAGCUUAUAAAAAAUCUGGAAGACGCGGCAUUGCAAGGCGCUCGUAAGGCAAAAGCGUCUGAGGAGCGUUUGUUAAUUGCGAUUCGCGAGCAGGAAAAACUUGCACAGGAAGCCACCGCCCGAAGGCAGGCGGAAGUAGAGCAGGAAAAUCGUCGAUUAUGUGACAUCCAGACGCAACUGAAACGACGCCAGGAAGAGAUGAGGAUGAAGGUGCAACGAAUAGAAACGAUCCGCCAAUUCAUUGGUCAGUUCCGCGUGGGUACGGAAACGUUCACCAAGGCUCUAACUGCGGUCGGGGUUCAACACGCAACGAAAUUCGCAAACCAGAAGAAAUCGGUCCGCGUACUCCAGAAGGACUUUGAGCAGCUGCUGCACACGAUCAACACCUGCCAAGAGGUGAGCCAAACGGAGGUUGAUCUAGCGACGAACUACUGUAAGCAGCUAGAUCAGGUCAACCUGGAAGUGACGGAGAUAUUGGCGGUGAUCGAGAGUCAAAAGAAGCAACAAGAGCAGCAAAAAUCAAUUGAACAACCAACACCUAAUCAGGAGCAGGUAGCACAAAAUGAUAAACUUGCAGCAAAAGCUUCCGACAGCACCGAUAGCACCGGAGGGCCAGCAUCAGGUACUGUUCCGGCAACGACUGCAUUAACACCGGCAGUAGGGGGAGCGGAAAACGAACCAUUUUUCCAGCCGGUCUCACCGGAGUGUUUGCAGUUUUACAAUGAAAUUAAAAGCUUCUACGAACAGCACCAGACGGCCGUGAAACAGUUGAUGGAUGAUCCGUCGAUGAAAACUUAUCGCUUUAACUGCCAGAAAGCGAUCAACGUUCCCGUGAACACGAUAUCGGCCGUAAACCGGGAUCAUUUUAUCGACAAGUUUAACAAGCUAGCGUCCCUGCUCAGUGGACAGAAUGUGAAGGCGGGUGACGGAGUGGUUUCGAUCAACGGACAUCCGUUGGGUCGCACGUACUGCACAAUGCUGAUGGCGAAAAAGUUUGUGAGCCAAGCUGACACGACUAUUUCCAGCAAUGCGAGCGCGGCUUUCCCGAUCGCUGCAAUCGCCGUUGCGCUUUGGCAGCGAUUCCCCGAUUUCGGCCGGUUUUUCCUUGCCUACCUUCACCGAGAGUGUCCUUAUCUGGUUCCCUAUUACCUGCCCCAGCUGGAAGGCCAAAGCCAAGAGGAUUUCCUUAAAACGCUCGGCUACCGGUUCGCCGACGGAGGGGUGCUUGAGAAGCAGGACCAAUAUCUGAAGCGAAUGUCGGGUUUGGCCCGUUUGUACGCGGCCAUCAUCGUGACCAUCCCGCGGAAGGAUGACCCAACCCCACAUCCACACGGGAUAGAGUGUGGAUGGCGCUGGUUAACGAACAUCCUGAACCGGUUUCCGCAGCCCGACAUCUGUGCAACGCUGAUAGUGGAGUUUUUACAGACGGCCGGGGCGGACAUGCACGCAGUCUACGGGAAUCAGUUUUUUAAGGUACUGCGCGUGCUACAGGGCGACUAUCUUGGUGCUUUGAAUCGCAUCGACACGGGCGGCCCGAAGGCAAGGUUGGAGGGACUGAUCGCAAAAAUCCUUUCCGAAGGUCGCAUCGAACGGCCGGAGGGUAUGAUGAACGGUAACUUUUGGUAG
Anopheles nili is the source of this 2142-nucleotide messenger RNA. RefSeq names its product mRNA export factor Gle1 (gene Gle1). The record is from RefSeq and is a predicted model, not a curated record. Lineage: Eukaryota; Metazoa; Arthropoda; Insecta; Diptera; Culicidae. Gene Ontology annotation, biological process: regulation of translational initiation; regulation of translational termination; poly(A)+ mRNA export from nucleus. The transcript is spliced from 3 exons. The coding region runs from base 1 to 2142 and encodes 713 amino acids. Gene Ontology annotation, molecular function: phospholipid binding; inositol hexakisphosphate binding; translation initiation factor binding. Gene Ontology annotation, cellular component: nuclear pore cytoplasmic filaments; nuclear pore; cytoplasm.